Sodiomyces alkalinus F11 is the source of this 2294-nucleotide messenger RNA. Its product is annotated as amine oxidase. Gene Ontology annotation, molecular function: oxidoreductase activity. The coding region runs from base 361 to 2016 and encodes 551 amino acids. The transcript has 3 exons. Lineage: Eukaryota; Fungi; Ascomycota; Sordariomycetes; Glomerellales; Plectosphaerellaceae. The record is from RefSeq and is a predicted model, not a curated record.
UAGGUACCUUAGUUUUCGAGGCUUAACUUACUUACCGCCUGGAGUAAUUACUUAUCACCACCUGUAGGGAAUACGGACACAGACGUCGCCAUUCCAAGUACCUUACCUUCGCGCAUUCCGUCUCCAAUCUUUCCCCCGCCUCACUCACGUACGUCAUUUAUUUCAAUGCGAUGGCAGACAGUGUUCUGUUUGGGUAAUAGCAUGGUUGUGUUGCGUCUUGUGUCAUUUCCUGGGUCAUCGUCGUCACAAAUCGUGCAACUUUUUCUUUCCCAUCGCGUAUAGUUCUCGUCUGUCCCUGUCGCUCUUGUUACUCUGCUCCUCAUUGAGGUCCCGGUGAUUGCCCUCCAUCUUUGCAUCGCCAUGUCCCACCGACGGAUGCUCUCUGAGAAUUCCGUGGCGUCCUCUAUUUGCUCAGUUGUGCCAGGGUCAAGAAAGAAGGUCGCAAUUGUCGGUGGUGGGUGUGCUGGUAUUGCUGCCCUCUGGGCCCUGAACAAGAGUCACCAUGACGUUUACCUCUACGAGGCUUCUUCCAAACUUGGCGGUCACACCAACACCGUCAAGUGGAGAGUAGGCAAAUACGAAGUCAGCGUAGACGCCGGCUUGAUCGUUCUCAACUCGGCCACUUCCUCGAACUUCCUCAAUUUCCUUAAGAAAGCCAAGGUCGAAACGCAGACAUCUAAAAUCACAUUCAGCGUCUCCCAAGACUAUGGACUGUUCGAAUGGGCGAGCACAAGUUUGGAUGCCCUCUUCUGCCAGAGGCGCAACCUCUUCUCGCCAAGCAUGUGGAGGAUGAUCUUCGAUGUGAUCCGCUUCAAUCACUUCGCCGUCGAACUAUUACUAGCAGACGACCCCGUUGACGGUGGCAUUGUUGCCGCUAAUACUCUUGAGAAUAAACAUCAGGCCAACGGCAACCCUGGUCGGCCGAGUCAGAAAACCGCCCAGUGUGCAGAGACCAUUGGCGAAUAUCUCAGGAACGAAGGCUACUCUGAUACCUUCAAGAAUGAGUAUCUCAUUCCCCUGACGGCCGCCUUAUUGACCACGAGCCCAGACAAGCGGAUUCUUGACAUCCCUGCUGCGGCCGUGGUACGGCUCAUGUGGAACAACCAUCUUUUAUCCCUAAUAGGCAGCCGACCCGAAUCGCUCACCUUGAAGGAUUGCGGGAAGUCUUAUAUCGAAGCUGUCAUGAGAGGCUUCCCGCCGAACCACCUUUUUCUGAACACCCUCGUCACCCACGUCUCCAACACGGCUGAUGGCAAGGUCCGUGUUCAUCUUCCCAAUGGCCGCUCCGAGGUUUACGACCAUGUUAUUCUCGCGACCUCCGGCGACGAAGCCUAUCGAAUCAUUGACCCCGCAGCAACACCCGAGGAGAGAGAAAUCCUGGGCUCUUUCCAGUCGUCCGAGAGCACAGUCGUCCUGCAUUCUGACCCCGCACUUAUGCCAGUCACCCGCAAGGCUUGGUCGGGUUGGAACUACCUGUCGGUUUCGUCUCCUAUCAAAGCCAAGCCCGACCUCGGCAGAAGCUCGCUCACCUACAACUUGAACGAGUUGCAACAUAUCCCUCGUGAUCCCUUCGGCGAUGUCCUUGUCACCAUCAAUCCGGUCCGUCAGCCUCAUCCGAGCAAGACACAAGCUUGCUUUACCCAUCGCCGCCCUCUGUACACCUCCGAGGCCGUCCAUGCCCAAACCCAGCUGUACCGCAUUCAAAAUACCCGCGGCAUCAGCUACGCCGGCGCCUGGACCGAGUACGGCUUCGACGAGGAUGCAUUCAGCAGCGGCCUCAAGGUCGCACAGGACCACCUUGGCGCCCGCCUGCCUUUCCGCUUUGUCGAUUCCACCUACUGCCGUGGCAGCGCGCCAGUGCUUGGUAUCCCAGACCUCAUGUUACGGGUCGUCAUUCUUCUCAUUCAGGUUUUCGUGAUUCAAGUCCUGGAAAGAGUACUGGCUCUCGGGGAGGACAUGCUCAGCUCACGCUUUUAUCACAUCAAGAAACCCAUCCAAAACGGCAAGGUUGUGUGAACCAGCAAGUUUAUCUGGGGAGCGAAACUCUUGUGCUUCACGAAGGUUGUGACGGGUCGCGUGAUAUUCAGUUCUGGGACAAACUGUCGACUCGGAAAGAAAAUCACUUUUUUGACAUCGAAGCCAUACACCGACUGGGUGGUGCUGUUCGCCAAGGUACAGAAGAACUCAUAGCUCCGUCUAUUGGGGCUGAGAUUAGGCUUUUCUUUCCAACCUAGGGUCUCAAGCCUUGUAUGCAGUAGUUGGCCUUGGAUGUUUUCCUUCCAUGAAACGCCUCU